AAUGAAUUGACUGAUUAAAUGCAUUGAGUUUUUAAAAACAAUCGCUGCAUCUUAAAGUUUAAAGACAUGUUUUAAAAUGUUCACAAACGAGGAUUUUAAUAACGUGAAUAAAUAUGUUGCUAUCAAGAACAUUACUGCGUGCACAACGUCACAAAUUUGAAAUUAUACGAAAAUCUUUUACAUAUUCAGAAAAAAACACUAAUUGGACAAGAGUCUAUCGUCUGAUUAAAGUUGGCUCAUUUGCCACAGUAGGUUUUGCAGUUUGUGUUGUCCUUGCUAAUGAAGAAGAAGCUCCCAAAAAAAAACUUGUUAUUCUUGGUUCAGGUUGGGGUGCUAUGAGUUUGUUGAAAUCUCUUAAGCCCGGUUUGUAUGAUAUUUCAGUUGUCUCGCCAACUAAUUAUUUUGUUUUUACUCCAUUAUUAACUGCAGUUACAGUUGGAAAUGUGCAAUCGAAUAGCAUUAUUGAACCUGUUCGAAAGAUUCUUACAAAAAGAUAUAAGAAUACAGGAAAAUUUUAUGAAGCUGAGUGCACAAGCAUUGACAUUGAGAAUAAAAAAGUUACUUGUCACGAUAAAUCAGUGACAUCAUCAGAAUUCUGUUUGGAUUACGAUUAUGUUGUGGUAGCUAUAGGAGCAGAAACUGCUACAUUUAACAUUCAAGGUGUUAAAGAGAACACACAUUUUUUGAAAUCAGUUCAUGAUGCACAUGCCAUUCGCAAACAUAUUAUGGACUCAUUUGAAUCUGCUGCAAUUCCUGGCCAAUCAGAUAAAGAGUUACAACGGCUUUUGCAUUUUGUUGUUGUUGGUGCUGGACCAACAGGUGUUGAGUUUUCAGCACAAUUGCACGAUUUUGUAAAAGACGAUCUCCAGAAAUAUUAUCCAAAACAUUUAAUUGAAAAAGCCCAAAUAACACUUAUUGAUGGCUUAAAGAGGGUGCUUUACACAUUUUCUGAAGAUAUAAGUAGUUAUACAGAAGAGUUGUUUAAGAAACAAGGUAUCAAUGUGGUUACUAGUACUUUUGUAACAGGAAUUGAAAAAACUCAAAUAAGUUUGCAAGAUUCACAAACUAAGAAACAUAGUGUAAUGCCUUUUGGGUUAUGCGUAUGGUGUGGAGGGAUCACACCAAGAGAGUUAACAAAAAAAGUCAUCAAUCAAAUUCCUGGGCAGAACAACAAAAUGGGGCUUCUGACAGAUGGUCAUUUGAAAGUUAAAAACACAUCUAAUGUAUUUGCUCUUGGUGAUUGUGCUGUGGUACAAUAUACAAAAAUAUCAGAUUAUGUUGAAAUGUUGUAUGACACUGAAAUUAAAAAUGGCAAAAAUUUAUCUCAGUUUGAAGAACUUAUUGAAAAGGGUAAAAUGAAGUAUCCACAUCUUAGCUACCAUUUUAAAGAACUUAAAAAGCUAUACAACUCUAAAGUUUUGAAACUUGAAAGUGAAGGAAGUUUAUCCUUAAAAGAUCUUCAUAGUCUAGCAAAAAUUGUGGACUCAAAAAAAAAUUCUUUAGCACCGACAGCUCAGGUGGCAUAUCAGGAAGGAGUUUACUUAGGAAAGUUGUUGAAUGAACCUGAAAUGUUAGAUAAUGAAGCUUCAUUUGUGUCGGCUGAACCCUUUCUUUAUAACCACUUAGGAACGUUUGUUUAUAUAGGAAACAAUCAAGCUGUUUUAGAGUCCCCUAAAAUUGGCGAUUUUAAAGGUUAUUCUGCUUUUUGGAUGUGGAAGGGAGUCUAUGCAAGUAAAUGCAUCAGUCUACGAAUGCGCUGUUAUGUAAUAUUUGAUUGGAUGAAGUCUUAUCUGUUUGGAAGAGAUAUUUCUCGCAGUUAAUUUUUGUAGCUAAAUACUUAUGCGUUCGUGCAUUUAAAGGCAUUUAUUUUGG
Messenger RNA from Hydra vulgaris (swiftwater hydra), 1872 nucleotides. RefSeq lists its product as uncharacterized. Lineage: Eukaryota; Metazoa; Cnidaria; Hydrozoa; Anthoathecata; Hydridae. Gene Ontology annotation, molecular function: NADH dehydrogenase activity. The record is from RefSeq and is a predicted model, not a curated record.